This is a messenger RNA of Knipowitschia caucasica, 1965 nucleotides long. NCBI's taxonomy places the organism in Eukaryota, Metazoa, Chordata, Actinopteri, Gobiiformes, Gobiidae. The record is from the annotation of a GenBank genome assembly.
AUGCAAGAUGACUCUACCAUGUCUUCGUUAGUGGCCUAUGAAGAUUCAGAUUCUGACUGUGAUGAUGAAAUCAAAACAUGCCAUGCAGAGACUUGUCCAUCGUCGACCUGGAAAAGCAAGUCUCCAGUAGUUGAAAUGUAUUCUUCUGUACCUUCAUCGAGCCACGUCCAACCGUACGUCCUCAAGAGGCAGAGGUGUGCUCCGGUUGAAAGCUCAGAGCCAUCAGAUGCAUCGGAGCACAUCCACAGAGAGGAGAGGCCAAUUCUGUCUGACGGGGCCCACACGGUGAAGCAAUGUCUUUCACAGAAGCUUCCAGUGCUGUCAGCGGCCCCCAAGAGACUGCACAUGAGGCUGGGGGGUCACCAGGGCCCGGUCAACACGGUCAAGUGGUGUCCUGUCCCUCACCUGAGCCAUUUGCUGCUGUCUGCAUCCAUGGACAAGACGUUUAAGGUGUGGGACGGGGUGGAGAGCGGGCGCUGCCUCAGCAUCUACAAAAGUCACUCAGAGGCAGUCAGAGCGGCCUGCUGGAGCACCCAUGGGAGACACAUCCUGACCGGGGCCUUCGACAACUCUGCCCAGGUCACAGACGUCGAGACUGCUCGUCCCGUUGUGAAGCUGGACGCUCAGUUCCGGGUGACGUGUGUGGCGGUGCACCCAUCGCAGCCAGAGGUGGUGCUGUGCGGAGGCUACGGUCCAGCGCUGAAGGCCUGGGACACUCGCAGUGCUAAGGUGGUGAGGGAGUACAAGGCGGCCGUACAGCAGGCUCUGGACGUGCUGUUUCUGCGAGGAGGACAGGAGCUGGUCAGCAGCAGUGACUGUGUGAGCCGGGACUCUGCCGAUCGGACUCUGAUUGCCUGGGACUACGCCACCACUGCCCGCCUUUCCAACCAGAUCUACCAGGAGCGCUACACCUGCCCCAGCCUGGCUCUCCAUCCUGUGGAAGACUCCUUUGUGGCCCAGACCAAUGGAAACUACAUGGCCUUGUUCUCCUGUCAGCGCCCCUAUAGGAUGAACAAGAGGCGCAGAUACGAAGGACACAAGGUGGAGGGUUUUGCCGUGCAGUGUGCCUUCUCCGCAGACGGCGCCCUCCUGGCCUCGGGCAGCGCCGGAGGAUCGGCUUAUUUCUUCGACUUCCACAGUGGACAGACGGUGCACGUGCUACGAGCCCACGGCCAGGCCUGCGUCAGUGUGGCCCCCCACCCCGUCCUGCCCAGCACCACAGCCACCUGCUCCUGGGACGGGGAGAUCAAGCCCUGUUACCACCGGCUCUCCUCUCCUCUCCUCUGUUCCUCUCUCCUCUCCUCUGUUCCUCUCUCCUCUCCUCUCCUCUGUUCCUCUCUCCUCUCCUCUGUUCCUCUCUCCUCUCCUCUCCUCUUCUAUGCUUCUGUCUCAUCUCCUCUCCUCUGUUCCUCUCUCCUCUCCUCUGUUCCUCUCUCCUCUCCUCUCCUCUGUUCCUCUCUCCUCUCCUCUCCUCUGUUCCUCUCUCCUCUCCUCUGUUCCUCUCUCCUCUCCUCUCCUCUUCUAUGCUUCUGUCUCCUCAUCUCCUCUCCUCUGUUCCUCUCUCCUCUCCUCUCCUCUGUUCCUCUCUCCUCUCCUCUCCUCUGUUCCUCUCUCCUCUCCUCUGUUCCUCUCUCCUCUCCUCUCCUCUUCUAUGCUUCUGUCUCCUCAUCUCCUCUUCUCUGUUCCUCUCUCCUCUCCGAUGCUCCUGUCUCCUCUCUGCUCCUCUUCUCUCCUCUCUUCUUUGCUGCUGCUCCUCUUCUCUGCGCCUCUCCUUUCCUCUUCACGCCUCUCUUCUGCCCCUCACACCUCUCACUCCUCUUCUCUGCUCCUCUCUCCUCUCCUCUUUACGGCUCUUGUCUCCUCUUCUAUGCUCCUCUCAUCUCCUCUUCUUUCCUCUCCUCUUCGCAGCUCAGCUCCUGUCUCCUCUCUUCUGCUCCUCUCUCCUCAUUUCCUCUUCUCUCCUAG